CUCAUUUUAUUUUUAGUUUAUAUAAUAAACGAUGUUAACGGAUAAAAUUAUAAAACAUAAUAUAUACAUAGAAUUCAUCACAAAAAUUGUCUAGAAAGUCACAUCAACCAAUCAGUAUAUAGAACGGUCUAUCGAAAUAUAAACAAGGAAGAUAACGUUAGAAUAAUAGUCGUGUGUGAUACUCGUAUCCGUGUACUUACGUGAGCCGGUGCUCUAGUAGCUUCGGUUUCCCUUGAACCUUGUCCGGUUAUUAACUUACUCUUUCAUAAUUAAGAUCGUGAUGUGCCUUUCGCGUACUUACUUAAUUAUUUUGUAUAAUUCAAUAAUUCGUGCAUUGAUUACGCGAAACUUUUCAUCUUUAUCGUUAUUCCUCUACCGGUCGUCAUGAUUUAUAAUUCUUAUAGCUCAAUUAGAUAACAAAUUUAAUUAACAUAAUUUAUUUAAAGUAUUUAAUUACCAAUUAUCAAUGUAAAUAUUUAUAUCUUAAAAAAGUUAUAUAUGUGUUUACAUACACAUAUAUACAUUUACAUAUGUGUAUAUAUAUAUGUACAUACAUACACAAAUAUACAUAAAGGAGGGAAAAUAAAUUGUACAUACGAAAUUUUAAUUCUAAUUUUCUAAAAAAUAAAAGUUUAUCUGUGCAAUUAAUGCAUCCUGUAAGGGGCAACAUGUUUCUCGUAUGCGUAACUGUGGGCCUUGUACUUUUGGCCUCCAAAUAUCACAAAAAUGUCUUUCAAAGUGUUAGACAUCUCUGUCAAUGUAUAAACAGUAAAAGCUGUAAGCAAAGUGAUAAUAAGAAGAAAGAUCUUAAAAUCACAUUGGACAAAAUCAUUUUAGCUGAUACUCCAGAAAAAUGUGAUUAUGCUAUUCAACGUAUUCAUUGCAACUUGUCUAAUGAUGUGCUGGGUUUUGAUUGUGAAUGGGUCAAUGAAGGAUCUGUUUCUUUGCUUCAACUUGCUACAUUUAAUGGAGUAUGUGGCCUUUUUCGCAUUGGCAAAAUUGGAUAUAUUCCUCAAAAAUUGAAAGAUUUACUAGCUAAUAAAGAUAUUCUUAAAGUAGGAGUUGCUUCAUAUGAGGAUGGACAGAAGAUAUUAGCAGAUUAUGGGUGUAGAGUUAGCAGUACAAUUGAUUUAAGGACAUUAGCAGCACGAGUGAAGCUACCAAGUCCACAAAGUUUAGCUGCAAUGAGUUUGCAAUAUUUAGGCUUGGAAAUGGAUAAAUUGAUAGAAAUUAGGUGCGGCAAUUGGGAUGCUGGCACUCUUACUGACGAGCAAGUAGCAUAUGCUGCUUGUGAUGCAAUUGCAUCUGUUCUUAUUUAUGACCAAAUUACGCAGAAAAUGAAAGAGAAGUAUUCAUUGUGGGAAAUCUUAAAAAAUUAUAUAAAAAGUAUGUGUAAUAAAAAUCUAAAUAUGCAUUUUCAUUGUGUACCUAAUGAUGUAAUUGAUACGAGGUUCAAGGCUCAACAUGAACACACAACUAUUACAGAAAAUGAUCAUUUUGGCAAGAAUACCAGAAAUUACAAAGCAAAUAAUAACACUAUACGUAAAAAUAAUGUACCUACAAGAAAUAAACCAUUAUAUCAUAAUUGUUACUUACAAGCACCAGAUGGAGAAAUAUUAUGUACAUGUGAUCGUAAAAAAGCAGAAUGGUAUCUUACAAAAGGAUUAGGAGAAGUAAUUGAAAAGGAACCACUUACCGUCAGGUUAAAAUUUGAACCUUCUGGGCGAGCUUUGGGACAGGUUGGACAGUAUUACACACAAAUUAAAAUCAAUCAGUGUGUGGUUUGUGGAACAUCAGAUAAGUUUAUUAGAAAAAACGUUGUACCUCGAGAAUAUCGUAAAUAUUUUCCAUUGGUGAUGAAAGCACAUCAAUCUCACGAUAUAUUAUUAUUAUGUCCAUCUUGUCAUGAAAUUAGCAAUUAUCAUGAUCUGCAGCUCAGAAGAAAGCUAGCAGACAUGUGCGACGCACCUUUAGUUGGCCCAGUGACACAUAUACGUAAUAAAAAUGUAGAUAAUUCAAGGAAGUUACAUUCAGCUGUUAAAGCUUUAAGAGAAAGAACAACUUUGCCUGAUGCACGACGUAAAGAUUUAGAACAUUAUAUUUUAGAAUGUACAAAUGAGAAACAAGUUACACCAAUUCUGCUUGAUGUAUUAAACAAAAAAUUAGAGAACACAAUAUCAAUACCCAAUCCUGAUCAACCUAAAUGCCAACCUCAUGGUUUAAAGGUUGUUCAAUAUUUUCAUAAAAGGGAAGGCGGUUUAGUAGAAUUGGAACGUAUGUGGAGGGAACAUUUUCUUCUGACUAUGAAGCCAAAGUAUCUACCAAAUCUAUGGUCUGUUCAUCACAAUCAAGAAAGAUUAAUUAUUCAUCAAUCACAAAACAGAAUUAAACCAGAAGAUGCAAAGGCUUGUCUACAAGACUCCCAUGAGGAUGUUGGCAGCAGAUUAGUAAAUAUUCUUGUAAGGCCUCUUGAUUAAACAACCAAUAUGCGGAAUUAAACACUUUGUUCUCCAUACUUAAAAUUGUAUGAAUCAGUGGAAAGGCUCCACCUUGCCAAAAUGAAUAACAGCCAUCUACUAGUUUCUCUGUGCGCCCCUGGAAUCCACCUUCCAAACGCAUUUGUUUGUUUACUAUCCACCUCUGAAAAUAAAUAGAUAUGAAGAAUGGCUUUUUUAAUGUA
Molecule: messenger RNA, 2680 nt
Organism: Bombus huntii
Lineage: Eukaryota; Metazoa; Arthropoda; Insecta; Hymenoptera; Apidae
Gene: Exd2
Product: exonuclease 3'-5' domain-containing protein 2
Exons: 8
Coding region: 648-2477 (609 amino acids)
Biological process (GO): nucleobase-containing compound metabolic process
Cellular component (GO): nucleus; cytoplasm
Molecular function (GO): 3'-5' exonuclease activity; nucleic acid binding
Source: RefSeq, a predicted model, not a curated record